This is a messenger RNA of Miscanthus lutarioriparius, 873 nucleotides long. The record is from the annotation of a GenBank genome assembly. Lineage: Eukaryota; Viridiplantae; Streptophyta; Magnoliopsida; Poales; Poaceae.
AUGGGCGCCGUGGUCUCGUCGGAGGGAGGGGGCCGGGGCCGGGGAGGCGAUGGCACGGUGCUGGGCGACCUGCCGGAGAACUGUGUCGCGGAGGUGCUGCUCAGGCUGGACCCGCUGGAGAUCUGCCGGAUGGCGCGGCUCAGCCGCACGUUCCGUGGCGCCGCGUCCGGGGACGUUGUCUGGGAGUCCAAGCUGCCGAGGAACUACGUGCGCCUCCUCGCCAUCGCCGCGGCUGGUGAUGGGGAAGGGGCCAGGCUGCCGCGGCAGCUCUGGAGGCGGAGCCGCUGCCCAAGAAGGAACUUUAUAAAAUUUGUAUGGCACAUUGUGCAGGAGUUCUGGCUGGACAAGGGUGGUGGAGGUCUAUGCAUGUCAAUUUCUUCAAGGGCACUUUCAAUAACGGGCAUUGAUGAUAGGAGAUAUUGGAACUUCAUUCCCAAUGAUGAAUCAAGAUUUCACACGGUUGCUUAUCUCUCACAAAUUUGGUGGUUUGAAGUCAGAGGGGAGGUUGAAUUCUUCUUCCCAGAAGGUACAUACAGCCUAUUUUACCGCGUUCAUCUUGGUCGACCAUUCAAGCGUCUUGGACGGCGAGUUUAUAGCUCAGAGCACAUCCACGGCUGGGAUAUAAAGCCGGUGCACUUCCAAAUGUCAACUUCCGAUGGACAGCAUGUUCAGUCCAAGUGUUAUUUAACUGAUCCUGGUAUCUGGAUCAAUCACCAUGUCGGGGACUUUGUCGUGAAGGACUCGAGCAGACCAAUAAACAUCAGAUUUGCAAUGAUUCAGAUAGAUUGCACACACACGAAGGGUGGUCUCUGUGUGGAUUCAGUGGUGGUGAAACCGCAAUACCUCACGCAGAAAAAAGCACCCUGGACUUAA